CCGCGCAGGCCACGCAGGCUAGCAAGCUGCGUUAGCUACUUCCUGUUCAACUCGUCAAGUCAGUCAGUCAAUCGGUUCUGUUCUUCCAAUGCACAGUGUUUGCUGCCAGCUAAAAUAGUGAAACGUACAUUUACUCUAAAUUAACAAGCCAAACAUAUUUCGAAGAUGUCUCUUGAAUUCGAAAUUUGUCCAGGCAGGAAGAUUGGGGGUAACAACCCUUGUUUCAUUAUCGCCGAAAUCGGCCAGAAUCACCAGGGCGACAUUGAGAUUGCUAAGAAAAUGAUCAAGAUGGUUAAGGACUGUGGAGCAGACUGUGCCAAGUUUCAGAAGAGUGAACUUGAGUACAAGUUUAACAAGCGGGCCCUGGAGCGUCCGUACAGCUCCAAGAACUCCUGGGGGAAAACUUACGGGGAGCACAAACGCCACCUGGAGUUCAGUCACGAGCAGUACCGCGAGCUGCAGAAAUACGCGAAGGAAGUCGGCAUAUUCUUCACGGCUUCGGGAAUGGACGAGAUGGCCGUUGAGUUUCUCCAUGAGCUCGAUGUCCCGUUUUUCAAGGUCGGCUCAGGGGACACCAACAACUUCCCCUACCUGGAGAAGACGGCCCAAAAAAAGAGGCCCAUGGUGGUGUCCAGUGGCAUGCAGUCCAUGGAGACCAUGAGGCGUGUUUACCAGACGGUGAAGAAGCACAACCAGAACUUCUGCAUCCUGCAGUGCACCAGCGCCUACCCACUGGAGCCAGAGGACGUCAACCUGAGGGUCAUCGCUGAAUACCAGAAGGAGUUUCCGGACAUCCCGAUUGGCUACUCAGGCCACGAGUCUGGGAUCUGCAUCACGGUGGGGGCGGUGGCGUUGGGGGCCAAGGUGGUGGAGCGUCACGUGACCCUGGACAAGACCUGGAAGGGCAGCGACCACGAGGCCUCCCUGCUCCCGGAGGAGCUGGCCGAGCUGGUGAAGUCCAUCCGCAUCGUGGAGCGAGCCCUGGGGACCGGCGUCAAGCAGAUGCUGCCCUGCGAGAAGGCCUGCCAUGACAAGCUGGGUAAGUCUGUGGUGGCCAAGACCGCCAUCCCCAAGGGCACGGCUCUGACCGCCGACAUGCUGGGCGUCAAGGUGGCCGAGCCCAAGGGCGUGGCCCCCGAGGACAUCUACCUGCUGCUGGGGAAGACGGUGAAGGCCAACGUGGGGGAGGACGAGUCCAUCACCGAGGACCUGGUGGAGAGCUACGCGAAGGAGGUCAAAAGCUGAGCGGGGGCGGGGCGGUGGUCCUCCGGAGGUCCCGGGGCUCUGGCUCGAAACGCCGGGACGCGAUUCUCCCCAAGUCCAUCAGGAAAUACUGACACCUGUAUUUUUAUUAUUUUUCCCACCCCACUCUAGAUACUAGAAGUCUCUCAACUAGAGGCAGAGGUCCUGGGUAUGUCGUAAGCACACACUUUCACACUCUCGACAGCUGAUUGCAGGAGAAGAACGUCCAUUAUUUCAGUCCAUGUUCAGUAUUUGCUGAUUGAAUCGGGAGAAGUCGCGUCCCUGACGAUGGUCGAAGAGCACUACGGAAUGGUGAAGGUGCACAGAGAAGAGAACCAUAGAUUCAGAACCUGCUAGAUAGAUUUUUUUCAGAUUAAGCUUUUCACAUUUUCGGUUGUUUACCAGAAGGGGGUGAUCUACAGCUUGCUUGGCAGAAGGGGUGAUUUCAGGAGAAUGUUCAUUAGGUUGAGGUGAUGUAAUGCGCACAGAUAAUCGGUAUGUCACUGUCAGUAAUUUACGUGUGAUGACUUUGGUUGCCUACUGGGAAACAGUGCUAAGGCUGUUUUAUGUGCCAAAAUGUUGUUAAAUACAAAGUGAACUUGAACAGAAUUCACUUUGGUGCUUCUGUGUUCAUGAGAAGUCUUUGGAGUGAUGGGAUUCAUGGAUAAAUUGAAUACACAAUACAAACAGGGUUUGGGUGAAACCAGUGAUUAAAAACUUUUAUUAAAGGAAAA
Messenger RNA from Anguilla anguilla (European eel), 1976 nucleotides. RefSeq names its product N-acetylneuraminic acid synthase a (gene nansa). Gene Ontology annotation, biological process: carbohydrate biosynthetic process. NCBI's taxonomy places the organism in Eukaryota, Metazoa, Chordata, Actinopteri, Anguilliformes, Anguillidae. Bases 166 to 1245 code for a protein of 359 amino acids. Gene Ontology annotation, molecular function: N-acylneuraminate-9-phosphate synthase activity. The record is from RefSeq and is a predicted model, not a curated record. The transcript has 6 exons.